Drosophila biarmipes is the source of this 1629-nucleotide messenger RNA. It is a transcript of the gene Agpat2, whose product is annotated as 1-acyl-sn-glycerol-3-phosphate acyltransferase alpha. Gene Ontology annotation, cellular component: membrane; endoplasmic reticulum. Lineage: Eukaryota; Metazoa; Arthropoda; Insecta; Diptera; Drosophilidae. The record is from RefSeq and is a predicted model, not a curated record. Gene Ontology annotation, molecular function: 1-acylglycerol-3-phosphate O-acyltransferase activity. Gene Ontology annotation, biological process: phosphatidic acid biosynthetic process. The transcript has 3 exons. Bases 410 to 1225 code for a protein of 271 amino acids.
AAGCUUUUUCAAUUGCGAACGGACUCUUGAUUAAAGCGGACGUUUCUCUCGAGUGCCGUGCCGGUGUACUCUCGCGGUGCGGAAACCCCAGUGAACGCGGGAAUAUUCCUUUGGCUGAUCAGGAUUAAGUGCUAGCUUGUUUGUUAUCUAAUUGCAGUGCGUUUCAAGUUUAUUUGCCAGUGGCCACGAUCCGUUUGGUGGAGUAUUCGGAAUUCGUUCCACUGCAGAUGCUGUAAGCUACACUAGAACGCACUCACACAGAGGCAAAACAACUGUUACGCCUACGCUUACGCAGCAGCAGCAACAACAAUAACAGAGAGGAAUUAGCAGCGGGCAGCAACAAUUUUCCACCCAAAAGGGGAAAUAACUGUUUCAAUAAGGGACCAUUCGAAUUAAGUAGCUUCCUAAAAUGGCUUGCACCUGCGAAGUAAUUGGCCUGGCCUGCGUGGUGGCUUUGAUACUGAGCGCUGCGGCGAAGGCUCCCUAUCAGAUGCGGAUGACCUUUAUAUUCUUUGGAGCUGGUGCCAUAGUCCUGAUCUGCGUGCCCUUUAUGAUCCUGCGGCCCAGGGACUACCGCAAUGCGCUCUUUCCAGCUUGGUGCUUCCGACAAUUUUGCCGUCUGAUGGGCAUCACGAUGGAGGUUCGCGGCCUGGAGAACGUGCGCAAGGACCACGGUGCCGUGGUGAUCAUGAAUCACCAGAGCGCGGUGGACCUGUGUGUGCUGGCCUACCUGUGGCCGGUGAUCGGCAGGCCAACAGUGGUGUCAAAGAAGGAGGUGCUCUACCUUCCCUUCUUCGGCAUCGGAGCCUGGCUCUGGGGCACCCUGUUCAUCAAUCGUUCCCGCAAAACGGACUCGAUCAACUCCCUGCAGAAGGAGGCCAAGGCGAUACAGGAGCGGAAGUGCAAGCUGUUGCUCUUCCCGGAGGGCACUCGCAACUCCAAGGACUCGCUGCUGCCCUUCAAGAAGGGUUCGUUCCACAUCGCCCUGCAGAGCAAGAGUCCCGUCCAGCCGGUGGUCAUAUCGAAGUAUUCGUUCAUGGACGACGAGAAGAAGACCUUCCGCCCCGGCCACGUCCUGAUCCACAUCCUGCCAGAGGUGUCGACCGAGAAGUACGCCAAGGAGGAUGUGCAGCCGCUGAUCGACGAGUGCCAGGCCAUCAUGCAGACGGAGUACACGAAGCUGAGUAAAGAAGGACUGGCCCUGAGCUCCAAGAAGCAGGCUUAGGUGUGGGAUGGGCCCUGAGUCAACUCAGGUUACAUGAAAAUAAGACCCAGAUGUACACUAGUUCCUGCUUGGGGAUUUAAUUUAUAUUUAAUCUACAAGAUUUGUCUAAGCGUGAAUAAGAGGAAUCGAAAUGUAAGGGACGUGGAACCAUUGGCCUAUUAUUAAGCUACACUUCAUCGUUAUGCGAGUGUGUUUUUGAUUAAUUUUAACUGUUUUACCUCCAGCACAUGCAUGUGUGCUUGCCUAGAGCUUUUUCUGAUCAAAAAUCAACAAAAGAUAUUUUUACAAAAGAAGAAAGCACCUUUGUUGGAUGUUUAUGUGUACAGCAUAUUGAUUUAUAUGAGAAUAAUGAAAUGAGACUAACGUUUCGCACUGAAAAAUAAAAGAUUUGAAAAUAAAAAUGA